CUUUGUACUGAUAUCGAGAAGAAUCCAGGACCUUCAGGUUAUGUAGAUGCUACUAAAACAAUUCAUGCUGCAUACUGUCAACGAAACGUUACAGUAUUUGGGGAAAAUGCUGGACAACAAUGUGUCGCACUGCCAAUGAGUCUGUGCGCUUUAAUUUACAGUAAGAUAACAAAGAUUACGUCAGUUGAUGAUAUGACUCAAAUAAUGAUGGUUGGUAUUCAAUUAUAUUCUAGUCUGUCACUGCUUGCAAGACAAUCUGUGUCAAUGUUAACAGAAUUGCUAGGAAUGGGUACAGUGUUUGAGCAAUUUUUCCACCUUGAAUACAGUGACAGCUAUACUUGUAACAUCCAUGAUCCCAGAAUUGAGGGGUAUCACUACUGUAUAUGCCACUCACAGGGUACAGCAUUUGAAACACUCUUGGCACUGAACUACAACUCAUUCAUUAUAACGGUGGCAAUUAUUGGUGUUGGUAUCUACAGCAUUGAGGCUGGGGAAUAUAAAGUAUUUGAUUCUCACGCUAGAGAUAUAUAUCAUAACAGUCAUAGUGAAGGGACAUGUGUAUUGUUGGAAAUACCAUCCAUGCAUAAAUUAGUGCAAUAUUUUCAGACCGUACAUAGGAAUGAGGAUAUAUUAAUAUAUAUAUGA
Porites evermanni is the source of this 645-nucleotide messenger RNA. NCBI's taxonomy places the organism in Eukaryota, Metazoa, Cnidaria, Anthozoa, Scleractinia, Poritidae. The record is from the annotation of a GenBank genome assembly.